AUCGGAGGAUCUGCGGCGGCGGCUCGCGAGCUCGGAUGUGUGUCCUGGAGGAGUGACACGUGCUGGGAGAAAACAUAUAAAACUUUAAAAAAAACAACAACAACGGGCACAUCCUUCAUAGUGACUUAAUGGUUUUUUAUUGUACAUAAUUUAUAAGGUGGAUUUCCUUUUUUCUUUCUUUCUCAAUUUUUACUGGGGAGAAUUAAAUCGACAACUGGGCAGCCAUGGGGAGAGGAGAAGGACGUGAACAGUAUGAGCUGGCUGCGACCUCGGAGCAGGGCGGCAAGAAGAAAGGGAAGGGGAAGAAGAAAGAGAAGGACAUGGACGAGCUGAAGAAGGAAGUGGAUAUGGAUGAUCACAAGCUGACCCUGGAUGAGCUCAAUCGCAAAUAUGGAACAGACCUCAACAACGGUUUGACAAGUGCAAAGGCUGCUGAGAUUCUGGCCCGUGAUGGCCCCAACGCCCUCACUCCUCCUCCCACCACCCCAGAGUGGGUCAAAUUCUGCAAACAGAUGUUUGGCGGGUUCUCCAUGCUCCUGUGGACUGGUGCCAUCCUCUGUUUCCUGGCCUAUGGUAUCCAGGCUGCAAUGGAGGAUGAGCCUGCCAAUGAUAAUUUGUACCUGGGUGUUGUGCUUUCUGCUGUCGUCAUCAUCACUGGUUGUUUCUCCUACUACCAAGAGGCCAAGAGCUCCAAGAUCAUGGACUCCUUUAAGAACCUGGUCCCACAGCAAGCCCUGGUCGUCCGUGAUGGUGAAAAGAAGAGCCUCAACGCCGAGGAGGUGGUCGUUGGCGAUUUAGUGGAGGUGAAAGGUGGCGACAGGAUCCCUGCCGAUCUCCGAAUCAUCUCCGCCCACGGCUGCAAGGUGGAUAACUCCUCUCUGACUGGUGAAUCAGAGCCCCAGACUCGUACUCCUGACUUCUCCAAUGAGAACCCGUUGGAGACCAGGAACAUUGCUUUCUUCUCCACCAACUGUGUUGAAGGAACUGCUCGUGGUAUCGUGAUCAGCACCGGAGAUCGUACCGUCAUGGGCCGCAUCGCCACUCUAGCCUCUGGACUCGAAGUCGGACGCACUCCCAUCUCCAUCGAGAUCGAGCACUUCAUCCACAUCAUCACCGGCGUGGCUGUUUUCCUCGGCGUGUCAUUCUUCGUCCUGUCCCUCAUCCUUGGAUACAGCUGGCUGGAGGCCGUCAUCUUCCUCAUCGGUAUCAUCGUCGCCAACGUGCCAGAAGGUCUCCUGGCUACUGUCACUGUGUGUCUGACCCUGACUGCGAAGCGUAUGGCCAAGAAGAACUGCCUGGUGAAGAACCUGGAAGCCGUCGAGACCCUGGGCUCCACCUCCACCAUCUGCUCCGACAAAACCGGCACCCUGACUCAGAACAGGAUGACCGUGGCCCACAUGUGGUUCGACAACCAGAUCCACGAGGCCGACACCACAGAGAACCAGAGCGGCGCCUCCUUCGACAGGAGCUCAGCCACCUGGGCUGCCCUGGCCAGAGUCGCUGGACUCUGCAACCGUGCCGUCUUCUUGGCCGAGCAGGCCAUCAUUCCCAUCCUGAAGAGAGAUGUUGCCGGUGACGCCUCUGAGUCAGCUCUGCUCAAAUGUAUCGAGCUGUGCUGCGGAUCAGUUUCGGAAAUGAGAGAUAAAAACCCCAAGAUUUCAGAGAUCCCGUUCAACUCCACCAACAAAUACCAGCUUUCCAUUCAUAAGAUCUCAGCAUCUGAGGGAGAGUCCAAGCACCUGCUGGUGAUGAAAGGAGCCCCAGAGAGGAUCCUGGACCGCUGCUCCACCAUCAUGAUGCAGGGCAAAGAGCAGCCACUGGAUGACGAGAUGAAAGACGCUUUCCAGAACGCUUACCUGGAACUGGGAGGCCUGGGAGAGAGAGUGCUGGGUUUUUGCCAUUUCAACCUCCCCGAUGACCAGUUCCCAGAGGGCUUUGCUUUUGACACUGAGGAAGUGAACUUCCCCACUGAGAAGCUGUGCUUCAUCGGCCUCAUGUCCAUGAUCGAUCCUCCUCGUGCUGCUGUGCCUGACGCUGUCGGCAAAUGCAGGAGCGCUGGAAUCAAGGUAAUCAUGGUGACAGGUGAUCAUCCAAUCACAGCUAAGGCCAUUGCUAAGGGUGUGGGAAUCAUCUCUGAAGGCAACGAAACCGUUGAGGACAUUGCUGCUCGUCUGAACAUCCCAAUCAAUGAAGUCAACCCGAGAGACGCCAAGGCCUGUGUUGUCCACGGCGGAGACCUGAAGGAUCUGGCCCCAGAGCAGCUGGACGACAUCCUGAAGUAUCAUACGGAGAUCGUCUUCGCCAGGACGUCCCCGCAGCAGAAACUGAUCAUCGUGGAGGGCUGCCAGAGACAGGGCGCCAUCGUGGCCGUGACAGGUGAUGGUGUGAACGACUCUCCUGCUCUUAAAAAGGCUGACAUCGGUGUUGCCAUGGGGAUCUCUGGAUCUGACGUCUCCAAGCAGGCCGCUGACAUGAUCCUGCUGGACGACAACUUUGCCUCCAUCGUUACCGGAGUGGAAGAAGGUCGUCUGAUCUUUGACAACUUGAAGAAGUCCAUCGCAUACACUCUGACCAGUAACAUCCCCGAGAUCACGCCCUUCCUCUUCUUCAUCAUCGCCAACAUCCCUCUGCCCCUGGGAACCGUCACCAUCCUCUGUAUCGACCUGGGAACCGACAUGGUCCCUGCUAUCUCCCUGGCUUACGAAGCAGCUGAGAGCGACAUCAUGAAGAGGCAGCCCAGAAACCCCAAAACAGACAAACUGGUGAACGAGAGGCUCAUCAGCAUCGCUUACGGACAGAUCGGUAUGAUCCAGGCGCUGGCGGGCUUCUUCACCUACUUUGUGAUUCUGGCUGAAAACGGCUUCCUGCCCUCCACCCUGGUGGGCAUCCGAGUGUCCUGGGAUAAUAAAUACAUCAACGACCUGGAAGACAGCUAUGGCCAGCAGUGGACUUACGAGCAAAGGAAGAUCGUGGAGUUCACCUGCCACACGGCGUUCUUCGUCAGCAUCGUCAUCGUGCAGUGGGCCGAUCUGAUCAUCUGUAAGACCAGGAGGAACUCUGUCUUCCAGCAGGGCAUGAGGAACAAGAUCCUGAUCUUCGGGCUGUUUGAGGAGACAGCCCUGGCUGCCUUCCUCUCUUAUUGCCCUGGCAUGGACGUUGCCCUCAGAAUGUACCCUCUCAAGCCCAACUGGUGGUUCUGCGCCUUGCCCUACUCCCUGCUUAUCUUUAUCUAUGAUGAAAUCCGUAAGCUGAUCCUCAGACGCAGCCCAGGAGGUUGGGUGGAACGGGAGACCUACUAUUAAAGACCCAUCAGUCCAGUCAGCUCGCAUCUUCUCCUCCACUCCCGUCUUUGCAUGAAUAUUGUCUUGCUGCUCGGAAUAAAAUUUAACCUCUGUGAAAAAAAAAUUGGAACGUGUUUUUAUAUUAGGGAAUGCUUGAUACUACUAUUAGACAAAUACUGAGAUGGAACGUGCGAUGAUACUGAUGAUGAUGAUGUUGAUAAAUGAUAAUGCUAAUAAUGACAUGAACACUGAACAUUGACAUGACUAUGCGUGCCUUGUUUCUGAAACAGGACCAAUUUUAUACAUGUUUUUAACAGUUAUAAACGUUCAAUAAAAAUGCGCUCGAGUCAGGUCCCA
Messenger RNA from Paralichthys olivaceus (Japanese flounder), 3638 nucleotides. Its product is annotated as sodium/potassium-transporting ATPase subunit alpha-1. Gene Ontology annotation, cellular component: plasma membrane. The record is from RefSeq and is a predicted model, not a curated record. Lineage: Eukaryota; Metazoa; Chordata; Actinopteri; Pleuronectiformes; Paralichthyidae. Gene Ontology annotation, biological process: proton transmembrane transport; intracellular potassium ion homeostasis; intracellular sodium ion homeostasis. Gene Ontology annotation, molecular function: ATP binding; P-type sodium:potassium-exchanging transporter activity; ATP hydrolysis activity.